Pseudonaja textilis is the source of this 6448-nucleotide messenger RNA. It is a transcript of the gene ACVRL1, whose product is annotated as activin A receptor like type 1. Gene Ontology annotation, molecular function: transmembrane receptor protein serine/threonine kinase activity; ATP binding. The record is from RefSeq and is a predicted model, not a curated record. Gene Ontology annotation, cellular component: BMP receptor complex; plasma membrane. NCBI's taxonomy places the organism in Eukaryota, Metazoa, Chordata, Lepidosauria, Squamata, Elapidae. Gene Ontology annotation, biological process: transforming growth factor beta receptor signaling pathway; heart development; angiogenesis.
AAUAAGAUCUUGUCUUCUGUUUCCCCCCACGUACACCCCCAGACACACCCUCCCUCUCGUGUCUGCUUUUCAACACACCACCUCCCUCAGACAAACUUUCGCCGGACUGAGUUUUGGGCUAAACCAGGGGAAAAAAAAUCUUCUUUUUCAGUUGUGAAAUGGAGAGGAUGAUCAGAAAGGAGGUCUGUGAGCUCCUCUCAGGUUAGGCACAAUCAGAGAAAAACUGGGAUUUGCCCAGGGCAGAGAAACUAAAUACACCUUUCCAGAAGGCUCUUCAGGUUUUGAUACUGGGGGGGAAACCUCACAUCGGAGGAAGAGUUCAUCACAGCCUGCCAGAAGCAGGAAAGCAGCAGGAUACAGGACGUGAUCAAGCUCUACUCCCUUCCCAAUUCAAAAUCUUCCGGAGAAAAUGCUUCCUCAAGAAGCUAUCGCUGGCCUUUUUUCAACAAUUCUAUGUCUUGCAGGAAACAUCGCACUCACAGCUGGUCAGUCGAACUGUGUCUGUAUGCAAUCGGACUGUUCAAGAAAUUUCACAUGCUCAGGAAAUUGGUGUUUUGUAAGCAGACACUUGGAGAAUGGGGAAAUGAUCGAUAAGAAAGGCUGUCUGCAAAAAGCAAAUGAGUUUUGCUGGGGCUCUAUCACAGAAACCUUCGGCGCAAAAUGCUGCCAGGGCAACAUGUGUAAUUUCAAUCUUUCGGUCCAACUAAUAGGUGAUCCGGAUGAAAAGGACCCGCCUUUGAAGAAUCUUCUCCUGAUGGUCCUGGUUCCACUGUUUGCUAUUUUGAUUCUCACUGUAUUAGUUGGUCUCUUUGUCUGGAAGUGGGCCCAAAGCCGGCGGAGACAUAUGCCAUUCGGGUCUAAUGAACUGGGCGAUGUGGAUUUUAUGCUGAAGAACUCUCUGGCUGGCGACAGCACCUUGGAAGUCUUGCUGAAUGAUGACUGCACGACUGGAAGCGGCUCUGGGCUCCCCUUUCUAGUCCAAAGAACUGUGGCUCGGCAGAUCACCUUGGUUGAAUGCGUUGGCAAAGGACGCUAUGGGGAAGUGUGGCGUGGUACUUGGCAUGGGGAAAACGUGGCGGUCAAGAUUUUCUCUUCCCGGGAUGAGCAGUCAUGGUUUCGUGAGACUGAGAUUUACAACACGGUGCUGCUAAGGCAUGACAACAUCUUAGGAUUCAUUGCAUCAGACAUGACAUCGCGGAAUUCAAGCACUCAACUUUGGCUAAUCACCCACUAUCAUGAACAUGGCUCCCUCUAUGAUUACUUGCAAUGCACAGUGCUGGACGUAGAGACUUGCUUGCGUUUGGCCACCUCAAUCAUCUGUGGGCUCGUUCACCUGCAUGUGGAGAUCUUUGGCACCCAGGGCAAGCCAGCCAUUGCUCAUCGGGAUCUGAAAAGCAGGAACAUCUUGGUCAAGAACAAUAAGCAGUGCUGCAUUGCUGAUUUAGGAUUGGCAGUCAUGCAUUCCCAGAGCAAUGAUUACUUGGAUAUUGGGAACAACCCACGGGUGGGCACCAAACGCUAUAUGGCACCUGAAGUUUUGGAUGAACAGAUUCGUAUGGACUGCUUUGAAUCCUUCAAGCGGACAGACAUCUGGGCUUAUGGUCUGGUUCUAUGGGAGAUAGCCCGAAGAACCAUUGUGAAUGGGAUUAUUGAAGAUUAUAAACCUCCUUUCUUUGACUUGGUUCCAGUCGACCCCAGCUUUGAAGACAUGAAAAAAGUGGUUUGCAUUGACCAGCAGACACCCACCAUUCCAAAUCGGAUGUUCUCUGACCCGGCUUUAUCUUCCCUAGCUAAGAUCAUGAAAGAAUGCUGGUUCCAGAGUCCCCCAGCAAGACUCACAGCUCUGAGGAUUAAAAAGACACUGAAAAAACUCAGCAACUCCUUCCACAAACCCAAACACUCUCCUAACUUCUAGGAGCAGAGAUUGGAUUUCUGUCUCCUUGGCUCAAAGGAAGUUCAAGGUCAUCCCUUCAAAGUUUCCUGCUGGUCCUGGCCUCUGUCUGUGGCUUCAAUAGACCUCUUUUGAAGCUUGACCAAGAGGAUUUGGACUAGAGCUCUAUAGCUCAAAGUGACCCUCUGCAAGGAAGUUUCACAGAACAGAUGACAGCUUCUGGAAUCCUUAAUUUGUUCCUCUAGCAACAAAAGGGAGGAGGGGCCUACCCAUGUCUUGCAGAAUGUACAUUAAUAUAAAUACUCCCUGGAUCUGUAACCUGACGCCAGACCGUCUCGCCACCAAAAAUCCUGAAAAAUGGGAGGGAUCCCAUUUGCAAAGAACACAGCUGCUAUGCCCAAAGGGGUGGCUGCCUUUAAAACGCCAGUUAAGGAUCAUUUGCAAAGGUAGCGUUUAGAUUGAAUGUAUAAAAUCUGUUCGUGCCUCUAGCUGGGUGUGCAUGCAUGUGCAUGCAUGUGUGCAGAGGAGCCAUUUCAAAAGUGCCUACAAUGGUUUAAAGGGAUAGGCACAACUAUGCAAGCCUUUAUACUAGACAAAUCUGAGACCACUAUGGGGAUAUGGCAGUUUUUUCUAUCUGUAUGUGAACAUGGAAAGCUGUCUAGAUGGUCAACGUGAUAUUGCUUUGCUUGUAUGUAGUCUUGAUUUUUUUUAUAUAAGCCAGAAUUUUAGCAACACAAGGCUUCAAAAUGACUUUCCAUCCUGUAACUGAUCUUAGAACCGGUCCUGACUAGCCCUGUCGUAUAAUCCCCGAACAUGGUCAGUAGAAACAGGGUUUAGCAACCAUGCUGAAUAGAGCUGGCUUUGCUCUCUAUGGAUGGAAGACAACUGCUGGUAGUGAAUGAACACACACACACACACACACACACACACACACAAGUCAGGGAAUUGCACAGCAGAUGUCCAAAUGAAGUCAGAGACACUGACAUGAAUUUGUAGUUUUAUAUAAAUAAAUAUACUGUAUUUUACAUCUAUAUUUGCAGCAAACAAGAUAGUCAGACUAACAGGAGUAUCAUGAAGUAAAUCACAGGGCAUACAGGAGACACAGAAGAAAAAGGCGGGAAAACAAACUCCCCCUUUACAUCCACAGUAUUCCAUCACAGCAUAGAUUGCCUCACGCAGGAGCCAGAGCUCUCCAACCAAUCUACUAGAACUGUGUGUUCUGACUUAUUGCAUGACCACACUGCUCCAGCUAUUAAAUUUAAAUACCUUAGCACACACAUAUAUGAUGCAAUUUUUUUCUGCAUUUGAGCCCCACAAGAAUUAAGGAUCACCAACACUAAUGUUCCGCCACUGCAGUUUUUCUUAGGAGCCCUCAAAGGUUUUAGGCAAUUCAGAACCAAGGUGAAUGUCCAGGGGCUGCAUUUGCAUACAACUACAUCAAUUGAAUUUUGAGAAAUUUCAGUAUGCAGAUGCAAUAUAAGGCAAAAAUCUAACCAAAUAAAAUGAUGGGAAUUUCACUCUAUUGAUUUUAAGAUGGGGGUGAGAGGAAUGGGUCCUAUCUAAAAGAUAAGUUGGAUCAAACAUUACUCUUUCCACCUGAUGUUAUUGCAUUGCAUGGAUGAGUUACAAUAGCUGUAAGCUUCACAAACCCUGUGCACAAAUAGAGUUCAAUAGUUCCACUAAAACUGAGAUGAGUAGAUUGCUUCUUGGUAUGCUGGAUACAUCUACAAGUGAACAAAUUGCAAAGACCAAGGCCUGUCCUUAUAAAAUUACUUUGAAUAAAAGGGUGGAAGGUGGAAAAAGUUUUCAACAGUUUAAUCAGGCCCAAGUCUGAACUUCUGAAUAGCCUAUAACAAGAUAAGACAAAACAUUAACAGGAAAGCAAUGGGGAAGGCCUGUACAUUCACAGUGUUGUGUUAACUUCUCCAAGGAAUUAGCUUUCUAUGCCAUAGAAAUGUAUAUCAGCAUAUAAUAAUAUAUGCAGGACAGGUGAGUAGAACUGAGUGAAAAACACAUAACCUCAUUUCAUCAAAAGCCUCAAAAUUGCUUUGAGAUCAUUACUAAUUUGCACAGAAAUUAUUUUUGUAUUUAUUAAACAUGCUGGGGGUGGGUGGGGGGUGGAAUAAGCAGCCUUUUGUUGUUGUUUGAAAAAAAGUUCCAAAAUACCUGAGUCCAGACAAAGAUUCUGUAAUGGGGAGAAGGAUGAGAAGCACAAAUUAACGAAAGACGACAAAGAGUUUCAGGGGGGGAAACAACACUGUUUUUUUAAAGCUACAUCUCCACUCAGAGACCACUUAAGUCCCAUUAGGACUAACAGGAGUCAAGUGUUCUAAAUGAACUCCUAGAUGGCAAGUAAUAAUUAAACUAUGCCUUUUCUUUCAGCUCAUGUGAACUAGUUUUAAAAAAGGAGGAAAAAUGUAUUUGUUGAGGGAUACUGAUAUGUCCAAACAAUCAGCUGAAUUGGAAUCUGAAUCCAGAAUUUCCUCUAUCAAACAUCGGCUUGUUGAAUUUUUUUUGACAUUUGUCAUCAUAUACUUUAAUAAGGCUGAUUGAAAAUAUAUCUAUGAUACUGGGAAGUUAAGUCUCGUUGAUUUUCAGAAAAUUGCAUGCUUAAUGCUUUUUGGCUUUUUAGAUGCACAUAGUAUUUUAUGUAUAACCUAAAAAUGUCAGGAAUAAAACAUACAGUAAUAAAAAGGGCUUUGCAGAUAUCAUAUACUAAUCAAAGGCAGGAUUAGGUGCAGGAUGCUUGUCAAAUGCAUGGUUUGUCUUGGGUUCAAUCCUGAUCUCUUAGAUGAAGGUGGGAACGUUAAUUAAUUCUCUGCAACCAAGAAAGAGCCACUGCUAGUUAAUUUGUGGAAUACUGAACUAGAUAGCUUAUGUCCGUAAGAGCUCAACAGCUGCCUGAUUUCAUAGCCAAUUGCUUGCUGAUUGCAAACUGCUGUUUAUCCAGGAUAGAUGAGUAUCCAAAAUAUUGCGGCUGGCUCCAUGUUUUUAAUCUAGGAAGUUCUGAAUUACAUGUAGCACAGGCUGGAAUUUUUAUCAUGUUAUUUGCCCUUUAAGAACCCAAUCAAUUUUCCAGCUUUGAAAAUGGAUGUUGGACAAAGCUGCAAAACAGCACAUUGAUAAGCUAAGAAAACACUAUGUUAGAUGCAUCUGCUAUUCUAAACCAUCAUCUCAGCUUAUUUGCUAGCAAAAUGGUGCCCCCACAGCCCUCCAAUUGGCACAGAAGCUGAGCUGUAUAUUUAUUUUAAUCAGAAGCUUGCCCAUGUGAAUCAGUAACAUAUGUAGUAAUAAGUCUAUAUAUCCAAACAGCUCUGAUCAAAAGUAAUUAAGCAUAAAUCAUUCCAUGUGCUGGAAAGAAGCCCUCAUGUGCAGACUCUAAACUCAGGGACAAGUCUCAGUCUAAGCUAAAUCUGGAUUUGAUUUUUUUAAAAACCCUCUGGUCUCCAUAGCCACUGACACUGAGAGCAGAAAUGUGCAAGUUUGCAGGAAGAAAAAUUUAGGUUAACUAGGCAGACAGGUACAAUUUAGCAUGAGGAUCACAUCAUGUAUGUUUCUCUCAUGCUUACGGGAUCAUAAUUAGGAGCCAUAAUUUCUCCUUAGAGAAUAGAUGGCUUUUUUUCCUCAGAAAUUCCUGUUUUCUUUGCAUGCCUAUCCUGACAUCUGACUGUUGAAGGGCCAAUGGAUAUACACUGCCAAAGUGCUGUCAAUAUUGUUCAUAUAGUUUCUCACUGUUUACAUACUCUCUUCACACUGUAAAUAUUAGAUAACACUGAAAAUAAUUAGGCAUUCAUAGUUAGAUUUACAACUCAACUGUGAAUGAGCCCCGUGCACAACUCUUAUACAACGUCCAUAAUUUCCCAGUGAAUAUGUGAAGUUUUGGCAUUCAUGUAAUGUACGCACUUGUGUCUCUGUUCAGAUGCUGAUUAAUAUUGAAAGAAAGACAGAUGGACCCUUACAGCUGAUAAUACACAAAUAGUUGUUCUAGUCUUGCGUAACUACAUUAACACAAGAUAUAACUUUAGUUCAGGGUCAGACAAAGUGGUACCCACCCAAGCCCUCUGUUCCACCUGAUUUUUAUGCUUUUUUAAAUUUUAAAAAAUAUUAGAGAAUAGGAAACAGGCAUGCUGCAAUGCAAAGCAAAAUGCUCUAGCACCAUAUUAAUUUGGAGCAAUGCCUUUGGGUCCCAUAAAGGCCCACUGGGAGAGUAGAAAGUACACUGGGAGUAGGGAGUUUGUUCUCUGGCUAAAUGGGCAUUUGGGGGACUACCCUUGCUCAUUGCAGCAGCCUUUAUCAAAACAGGCAAGUCCGACAGGGGGCCCUUUGGCGAGUAACACUCAUCAUGUGCUCUCAACAUUAUGAAUGCACCCCAAGGCUGAGUCCAGCUCCCUACUUGGGUAAGGGAACCUCAGUCUGUCUGAAGCCCCAUAGCAGAGAAAGCCCAUACACAGUGGUUUCAUUGUCUCCCCGCAGGGAACCUUGCCAGGGGCCCUGUCAUACUUCUCGUGCAAACUUUGAUCUUCCAGCAUUUGUGUACCCUGAAUGAUUUCAGUGAUA